Molecule: messenger RNA, 869 nt
Organism: Austrofundulus limnaeus
Lineage: Eukaryota; Metazoa; Chordata; Actinopteri; Cyprinodontiformes; Rivulidae
Gene: npas1
Product: neuronal PAS domain protein 1
Biological process (GO): regulation of transcription by RNA polymerase II
Molecular function (GO): DNA-binding transcription factor activity, RNA polymerase II-specific; RNA polymerase II transcription regulatory region sequence-specific DNA binding; protein dimerization activity
Source: RefSeq, a predicted model, not a curated record
GAGGGAGGGAGGGAGCAUGCCGGCUGGAAGGAGGGAGGGAGACGGAGAGAAAGAGAUUUUCACACUGGCUGUGUCCUAAUCCGAGUCCAUCUCUGAGAGAAGCAGCGGAGCAGAGUGUUAGUGAACUCGAGGCGCUGCUGGUGGCGGAGGUGUCGGAGGCGGUGUGCUGGGGUGGUGGGCACUGCCAGGGCAGAGCAGGGGGCACCGGAGAGGAAGAAGAAGAGGAGGAGGAGGAGGAGGAGGAGGAGGAGGAGGAAAGAGACAAAGUGGAUCAGAUCAACAGCAGCGGACUGGAAAUGCCCGUCAGGUCUGUCGCAACCCGAGCCAAUCACAGCCUUCGUUAGGAGCGGCGGCAGCGGCGUGGGACUGGAGGAAAGAUGGCAAGCAUGCCGUUUGUCAGCGAGGGGAAGUGCGUGAGUGUGGAAUGGGAUUUCCUGCAAGGACUUCUUGCCAAGCCACCCACCCUACCCUGUCUUCAGAACCUGCGCAAAGAGAAAUCUCGCAAUGCGGCUCGUUCACGGCGCGGGAAGGAGAACUUCGAGUUCUUUGAACUGGCCAAGAUGCUGCCUUUGCCCGGGGCCAUCACAAGUCAGCUGGACAAGGCUUCGGUCAUCCGGCUGACCAUCAGCUACUUGCACAUGCGCACCUUUGCCAGCCAGGGGGACCCGCCAUGGAGCCCUCUGCUGGAGGGGGACAGCAACUGCAGCAAAGUUCGACGAUCAGCUCAUUCUCUGGCCACAGACAUGUUUGAGCAACACUUAGGAGCACACCUCCUACAGUCUCUGGAUGGCUUUGUGUUUGUGGUCAGCCAGGAGGGACGCUUCCUCUACAUCUCAGAGACGGUUUCUAUCUACCUGGGGCUCUCACAG